Peronospora matthiolae is the source of this 738-nucleotide messenger RNA. Lineage: Eukaryota; Oomycota; Peronosporomycetes; Peronosporales; Peronosporaceae. The record is from the annotation of a GenBank genome assembly.
AUGAGGCCCCCGGCGGGGGGCCGAAACGCGUCUGACCUCUCUUCACGUCGAGCCAACGAAGAUGAAGAAAGGAAGUCGGAGGAACAACAUGACACACCGACUUCCUCCGCGUUUUGGCAUGCGAGUGCAAACGCCGUCGAAGCAGCGGUCGAUUUUUCAGAGCCGUCGACAUUUGAAGAAGCAGUGUCUGGCCCGGACCAAGUACACUGGCGCAAGGCAAUUGAUGCGGAGCUCGAUUCGAUGAAGCUUCGCGGUGUCUUUCGUGCGGCCAAGUUACCCAACGGACAAAUCGCCAUUGGCACAAAGUGGGUCUUCAAGAUCAAGCGCAAGGCGGAUGGGUCGAUCGAGAAGUACAAGGCACGACUUGUGGCCAAGGGUUUUCGCCAAAAGUAUGGCAUCGACUACACGGAGACGUUCUCGCCCGUGGUUAAGUAUGUGACGCUGCGAAUGGUCAUCGCCAUUACCAAGCACUUUGGAUGGCCCCUCGACCAGCUCGAUGUGGUGACUGCGUUCCUGUAUGGAGUGAUGAAGGAGAAGGUGUUCUGCGCUAUUCCGGAAGGCGUCAAGAUGGAAGGUGAUUUCGACUGUCUCGAGCUGAUCAAGGCGAUCUACGGUCUCAAGCAAGCCUCGCGUGUUUGGAACGAGACCUUUGUUGACGGUCAUCGGUUUUCUACCAGUAUUGGUAACCGUGACCGAUCCAAUCCGAACCGCCUGUUCAGCUUAGUAUUUACGACGUAG